GGCGCCUGAGACCGGCGGCGCGGUCAGUGGCGGCUCCGAGGAUAGUGGUUACCGCCAUGAUCGAGCAGCCAAAGCGCAAAGGCCCGGAGCUACCACUGGUUCCUGUCAAGCGGCCGCGGCAUGAGUUGCUGUUGGGAGCGGCGGGGUCCGGCCCCGGAGCCGGACAGCAGCAGGCGACUCCGGGAGCUUUGCUACAAGCGGGGCCCCCGAGGUGUUCGUCCCUGCAAGCCCCAAUCAUGCUGCUCUCGGGGCACGAAGGAGAAGUGUACUGCUGCAAGUUUCACCCCAAUGGAUCCACCUUGGCAUCUUCAGGAUUUGACCGACUUAUAUUAUUGUGGAAUGUCUAUGGUGACUGUGAUAACUACGCUACAUUGAAGGGACACAGUGGCGCAGUGAUGGAACUGCAUUAUAACACAGAUGGCAGCAUGCUCUUCUCAGCAUCGACAGAUAAGACGGUGGCUGUGUGGGAUAGUGAGACAGGCGAGAGGGUGAAGAGGCUGAAGGGACACACGUCCUUUGUGAACUCCUGUUAUCCAGCCAGGCGGGGCCCCCAGCUCGUCUGCACUGGCAGCGAUGACGGCACAGUUAAGCUCUGGGACAUCCGCAAGAAAGCAGCUAUCCAGACAUUUCAGAACACUUACCAGGUGCUGGCUGUGACCUUCAAUGACACAAGCGAUCAGAUUAUCUCUGGUGGAAUAGACAAUGAUAUCAAGGUUUGGGACCUGCGUCAAAACAAACUAACCUACACCAUGAGAGGCCAUGCAGAUUCUGUAACUGGCUUGAGUUUAAGUUCUGAGGGAUCUUAUCUCUUGUCCAAUGCAAUGGACAAUACAGUGCGUGUCUGGGAUGUCCGGCCCUUUGCUCCCAAAGAAAGAUGUGUGAAGAUAUUUCAAGGAAAUGUGCACAACUUUGAGAAGAACCUCCUGCGGUGUUCUUGGUCACCUGAUGGAAGCAAGAUAGCUGCUGGCUCAGCAGACAGGUUCGUGUAUGUGUGGGACACUACGAGCAGGAGGAUCCUGUAUAAGCUGCCUGGCCAUGCUGGCUCCAUCAAUGAAGUGGCGUUCCACCCUGAUGAGCCUAUCAUCCUCUCAGCAUCCAGUGACAAGAGGCUGUAUAUGGGUGAGAUUCAGUGAAGAUUUGGGAUGAAAGGCUCCCCAGCUGUGUGACCUGAGGCUCAUGCUACAUUAUGACCAGAGUCAUAUGGUGUCCAAGCUGACCUGCCGUCAGAUGACCGUCAUUAGCAAGCAGCUGGAGGUGAUGGCCGUACUCCAGCAACCAUUUGUACCCCAUUUACAGAACAGCUGUGGCCUCUGGUACCACCUGCCACAUUUCAGGGAUUGGUUUCUUUCUUUCUUUUUUUUUUUUUUUAAAUAAGACUUCUUCAGAGGGACAAACAUUGGUUUGAGGUCUCCUGUUUUUUAACCUAUGCUGGAAACAGGGAAUGUCAGUUAAAAUUUGUUGAAUUUGUUUUCUGUUUAUUUUAAAUUGAGUAACUGGCUUGUAUGAUAUUUUUCUUUCUUGUUUGAGUCAUUUUGUAUUAAAAAUCCAAACAGAUAACCUU
Molecule: messenger RNA, 1561 nt
Organism: Alexandromys fortis (reed vole)
Lineage: Eukaryota; Metazoa; Chordata; Mammalia; Rodentia; Cricetidae
Gene: Snrnp40
Product: small nuclear ribonucleoprotein U5 subunit 40
Exons: 10
Coding region: 57-1133 (358 amino acids)
Cellular component (GO): catalytic step 2 spliceosome
Molecular function (GO): protein binding; RNA binding
Source: RefSeq, a predicted model, not a curated record